Messenger RNA from Penaeus monodon (black tiger shrimp), 1014 nucleotides. Its product is annotated as DEAD-box ATP-dependent RNA helicase 9-like. Lineage: Eukaryota; Metazoa; Arthropoda; Malacostraca; Decapoda; Penaeidae. The record is from RefSeq and is a predicted model, not a curated record. The transcript has 2 exons. The coding region runs from base 1 to 921 and encodes 306 amino acids.
AUGGUAUGGAUCAUCACGAUGAAACUCCUGGUUCUAAUCUUGUCUGUGAUUGCCGGUGUCAUCUCCAAGCCUCAGGGUUAUAAUUUGACUCCGCCUUCCGGUCCAUCUUUACUCUCACGAAGAUGCAGCAACAGACAGGUGUUACACGUGGACGGUAGAUGCGUUACUCCAAGAGUGAACCGUCGUGUGUUUUUGUAUGAUGUGCCAAGAACUCCCACGCCAGUGGGUCCUCCCCCUUUCAUCCCUGCACCAACCGUGGAGACUAAUCUCUUAUUCAUCCGAACUCCCGAAGGAGGACAAGGGCCAGAUCCCAUCGUUGUACCUCCUCCACAGCAGGAACAUGUAUUGUACAUCCUAAAUAAGCAAUCUGAAGAAGGCCAAAAGGUGAUCGAGGUUCCAGCACCACCACCUUCCGAUCCUGAAGUGUACUUCGUUAACUACGCUGAAGGAGAGAAUCCAACUCUUCCAAGUGGAGUGGAUUUGCAGACUGCCUUGGAUGCUGCUUCGGCUGGCAAUGGUCAGGUGGUUGGGAGUUCUGAAGGCCUAGGAAUCGGUGCGGCUGGGAUAAGUGGUGGUUUCGGUAGCAGCAAUGGUUUCGGACUUAGCAACGGUUUGGGAAGCAGCAAUGGUUUGGGAAGUAUCAGUGGUUUGGGAAGCAGCAAUGGUUUUGGAAGCAGCAAUGGUUUUGGAAGUAGCAAUGGUUUUGGAACUGUGGGUAGUCUUGGAAGCAGCAAUGGCUUCGGAAUUAACGGUGGUCUCGGAGGCAGUAAUGGUUUCGGAAGUAUUAGUGAUUUUUCAUCAAGCAGUGUAGAAGGAAAUAAUGGCGGAUUCAGCAGCGGCAGUGUCAGUGGCGCUGGAAUCAGCAGCCUUUCAGGGAUUGGCCACGCAUCAUCGCUCCCCAGUCUGUACACAAUACCUUAACAAGGUCAUUCAUACAGAAAUGCCAGUGAUGUUAAAUCAUGGAUAUAUAUUUUUGUAAAAAAAAUGUCAUUCUGAAUAAAUCACGUAUCGAGA